CUUCCGGUUUCGUCCCCUAUAAUCACAGUGCCGCGUUAAAUCCCAAACACAACUACGAUUCAAAUAUGGACAGUAUCAUUGAAGAGCGCCUAGUGGAAGAGGUCCGGAAGUACGAACACCUGUACAACCCGACUGCGAGUACGUACAAAGACGCAAAUAUCACCGCGAACUCAUGGAGAGAGAUUUCGGCUGCGGUCGGGCUAGACGUGCCAGAGUGUAUUAAGACAUGGAGGAGGAUUCGGGACAAAUUUGUCCGGGUCAAGAAGACAACAAGAGGCCGCAGUGGCGAUGCAGGGGGGCAGAAGGUCCCUGAUUUCUUUAUCUUUAUGUCGUGGUUGAUGCCACACAUAAAGCAUCGUCAGACCAAGUCAAAACGCGACAGAAAGCCGACGGAGCCAUCAUCCACCUCAGCACCUGAGGCCUCCCCCAAGUCCUCCACCUCAGCACCUGAGGGCUCCCCCAAGUCAUCCACCUCAGCACCCGAGGCCUCCCCCAGAUCAUCCACCUCAGCAUCUGAGGCCUCCCCUGAAUUGAGUCCGAGAGAAGUUGAAGAGUUUGUGAAGCUGAGGGUUACAAAUAACUCCCUCUUCUCUGGAAAAAGGGACUCGAACACUCUGGCAUGGAAGGCCAUUCUCAAGCAUAUGGGAUUACAACACAAGAUGAACUUCAGUCAAGCAUCCCAAAUUUGGGAGAACAUGAAGGAGAAGUACACGGCCCUGAAGAACCCCUCAGACGGGAUGAACGCGGCCCCUGAGACGUGGGCUCACUUUCACCUGAUGGACGAAGCCGCAGAGGGUCGACUGGAAGGCAGCGCCCCCGUCCUCAAGGUUUUCCCUGGUGAUAAAGAGAAUUGUGAUUUCUUACCCCAGAAGAGGAGGAGGGUAUCCAUGGGGACAUUGCCUCCGGUAGCUUCGGUAGCAGACAGGCCGGAGAUCGAGGUUUCACUGAACGGAGACGAAGAGGAAGGAGGUCUGGACUUGAAUCUCAUGAUGCAGGAGGUGGACGACGAGAGGAAAGGGAUGGAGGCGGAGAGACAGGUGAUGGAUAAGGAGAAACGGAUGAUGGAAAGGGAGCGGCUGGUUCUGCAGAGGGAGAGGGCGUUGCUGGAUCGGGAGGCCGCCACUCUGGAGCGAGACAGGGCCACGCUUGACAGAGAGAUGGCGAUGAUGGAGCGAGAGAGGGUGUUGCUGGAGAGGGAGAAGGCGAUGGUGGAGAAGGACAAAGAUACUAUGUGCAGGGAAAAGCUGGCUCUGGAGCGGGAGAAAGCCCGGCUGGAGAGUCUCUUCACCCCAGGAGAAGCAACAGAGGAGAAUUCGGAAAACCACAGUGAGCUGAAAGACUCGCACGCUGUGAACAUGGACAGGAAGGAGCGGUUCCUUCAUUUGUUUGAAAAACUCAUUGAAAGUUUUUGAAUUCACGAAAUCAGUUUUCACUUUUAGCUAGUCUCAGAUUUGCACUGAACAUUCUGUGUGAGCGCAAAUGUCCGAGUGAGAGCCUCCGAACUCUUGGAGGAGCCGAUUUGAUUCCCUGCCAGCGAAUGGGGGUGUUGAUGACGUCACAGAUGCAAAAAUGAUAAAACCCAGAUAUGCAUUAAACAACAUGUGAUCUCCAGAACAGAAUUAAUACGUUACAUCCUGCCUGCUGGAAAGUUUGGACCCGAUUAUCUGCACAUCGUCUAGAGGGUCACGUCUGAAAAUGUGUUUUUCUUUCAAAAUCCACACUUUCCUUAAACUUGCAACUUCUCAAUGAAAACGUUGAGCCACUACUGGUUCAGAGAGGUCUUCAAAACAACUUUAUUCACUUGUGGUUAUUCCAUACAGAGCACACAAUAGCAAGCUAUUAGCAUUAUUCUCAACCCCAUCCACAAUCAAAAUCAACACCCCCCCCCCUCCCAAUCAAACAAUAGUCUUUAGUUGUUUGACUCCAGACAUUAGAGUCGUUGGUAAAAGCUAUUGUGCAUGGUUGAAACAUCAUUUUUGGAAAUUUUAUAAACCAUAUUACAGUUCAUGUAAAAAAAAAAAAUGUUUCUUUUUCAGUAUAUAUAUUUUUAUAUUACAGUACAGACUUUACAACAAAUGAUGAUGUAUUUAAAUGCUUCUUUUAUUGCAUUAGAUUCAAUUCACCUUUCGUUAAGCUCCAGCUUCAAUAAGGUUAUGCUAGUAUACAUUUCAAAAAACUGUUUAAUUUGUUAUUAAAUUUUAAUAUAAUUUUAAUUUUUACAAAACAAGCAUCUUUAAACAAUAUUACUGUUAUUUUUUUCUUCUUUUGCCAGUCUUGUACAGAGAAUAAACAGAAACAUACAUGUUGUUCAAGGUUUUAUUUUCUCCAAUAAACUGAUUUCUCUGAAUGUUGUCACUUCAUCAAGGUGCGGAACAAUUUGGCUUUCAAUAAAGUUCUUGUUUGUA
Platichthys flesus (European flounder) is the source of this 2405-nucleotide messenger RNA. RefSeq lists its product as uncharacterized. Gene Ontology annotation, biological process: regulation of transcription by RNA polymerase II. Bases 66 to 1412 code for a protein of 448 amino acids. Lineage: Eukaryota; Metazoa; Chordata; Actinopteri; Pleuronectiformes; Pleuronectidae. Gene Ontology annotation, cellular component: transcription regulator complex; nucleus. The transcript is spliced from 5 exons. The record is from RefSeq and is a predicted model, not a curated record.